Molecule: messenger RNA, 1792 nt
Organism: Seriola aureovittata
Lineage: Eukaryota; Metazoa; Chordata; Actinopteri; Carangiformes; Carangidae
Product: UDP-glucuronosyltransferase 2C1-like
Exons: 2
Coding region: 179-1780 (533 amino acids)
Molecular function (GO): UDP-glycosyltransferase activity
Source: RefSeq, a predicted model, not a curated record
CCUUUAUCUGCAGCAUUGAACACGCUCUUUUUGUUGAACCCAGAGAGCAGAUUACAGGACAUGUAACUGCACGUUAUGUACUCAUGACUUUGAAGGACAGACAAGGAGGUGCAAAGUGAAACUUUGAAGUCAGAUUGCCUUUCCUGUACCUGUGGAUUUGCGUCUGAACGAUAUCAGCAUGAAGGUGCCUCAUUCAUCUCUGCUCACAUUUGCUCUACUGUUGAAUCACCUAUCCAGUGUAUCUGGGGGCAAGAUCCUGGUGUUCCCAUUGGAUGGAAGCCACUGGGUAAACAUGAACGUACUCAUAGAGGAACUGCAUGCCAAAGGCCAUGAGGUCACUGUGGUGCGAGCGUCAGAUAGCUGGUACAUCAGAGAAAAGUCUCCCUUCUACACCUCUGUCACCCUUCCCGGGACAAGUGGCUUUGAGGAAAACUUUGAAACCUUUUUGUCCCCACAGCUGGAGAUCCGGCUUCAGGGUAAGCCUACAUCUUUUUGGUCUCACAUCUGGACUGGUAUUCAGAUACAGCAGAUGGUUAUUAACCAGUUCAAUCAGUUCCAUAACAGAAUGAGUGAAAUGAUCGUUCAGAUGUUUGAAGAUGAAAACCUGAUGCGUUCCCUACAUGAUGCCAAAUAUGACGUGGUUUUGACUGACCCUGGAAUCGGCGUAGGGGCCAUGCUGGCACGUCGACUCCAAGUUCCUCUGGUUUUCAAUGUCAGAUGGACCAUUCAAGGAGAGGCUCAUUUUCUUAUUGCGCCUUCACCUCUAGCAUACAUUCCUUUCACGGCAACAGAGCUAACAGAUAGCAUGACUUUCCCUCAAAGAAUCAAGAAUGUUUUGAGUUAUAUCCUUGGGAUGUACACACUAUCAUACAUAACAGAACCUCACUACAAACCUGUGGUUCUGCAGUACUUUGGUCCUGAUGUGGAUUACUCAACGUUUUUCCUAGAUGCUGACAUAUGGCUCAUGAGGAAUGACUUUAUCUUUGAAUUUCCACGUCCCACGAUGCCCAAUAUAGUCUACAUGGGUGGAUUUCAGUGCAAGCCCGCAAAGCUGCUGCCUGCGGACCUGGAGGAGUUUGUCCAGAGUUCUGGAGAUCAUGGGGUGAUUAUGAUGACCUUAGGAACCUUAGUCGGGAAGCUUCCUCAAGAUGUCGCUGAGGAGAUUGCUGCGGCCUUUGCUCAGCUGCCUCAGAAGGUUAUAUGGAGGUACAUAGGACAAAGGCCAGCAGGCCUCGGCAACAACACAUUACUGGUCAACUGGUUGCCACAGAACGACCUCUUAGGACAUCCCAAAACUAGAGUCUUUGUGACCCAUGGAGGCACCAACGGGGUUCAGGAAGCAAUUUACCAUGGGGUUCCUAUAGUUGGACUUCCUUUAUUUUUUGACCAGCCUGAUAAUCUCUCCAGAAUCAGAGCAAAGGGAGGAGCAGUGAUUUUGGAUAUUGCCACGCUUGAUAGGCACGUCUUUGCAGAUUCACUGAUGACAGUUCUUUACAAGUCCUCUUACAGGGAGAGCAUGCAGACACUCUCGAGGUUGCACAGAGAUCAGCCCAUGAAACCACUGGAUCAGGCAGUGUUUUGGAUAGAAUAUGUCAUAAGGCAUAAAGGAGCCCGUCAUCUACAGACGCAGUCCAACAAAAUGUCCUGGUUUGUUUACAACUCUGUUGAUGUCAUUGCUGCUUUGUUGACAGUUGUUUUGGUCAUAAUAUUCACCUGCAUUUCAAUUGUAAGAUUACUGUGGAGAAUGAUCUUUGUCGGGAGAAAGGUUAAACAUGAAUGAUAUGAAAAGUAA